This is a messenger RNA of Spodoptera frugiperda (fall armyworm), 4636 nucleotides long. RefSeq names its product nuclear inhibitor of protein phosphatase 1 (gene NiPp1). Bases 141 to 1184 code for a protein of 347 amino acids. The record is from RefSeq and is a predicted model, not a curated record. Lineage: Eukaryota; Metazoa; Arthropoda; Insecta; Lepidoptera; Noctuidae. Gene Ontology annotation, cellular component: nuclear speck. The transcript is spliced from 9 exons. Gene Ontology annotation, molecular function: protein serine/threonine phosphatase inhibitor activity; protein binding; mRNA binding.
UUUCUUUACUGUCAAGUUUGACAACGAAACGAUUGCGAUUUCGCGUUGUGGUUGUAAUUCGUUCGAUGUGUUAAAAUUAUUUAUCGCAUCCUAAUGUUGAAUAAAUCUGUUUAAUUAAAGCUGGUCUUCUGAAAGUAGACAUGGCUAACCAUUAUGAAGUGCCCAAUUGGGCUGGAAAACCACCGACUGGGCUGCACUUGGAUGUGUUGAAAGGGGAUAAAUUGAUACAGAAACUGAUGAUUGAUGAGAAGAAAUGUUAUUUGUUUGGUCGAAACCCUCAAAUGAAUGAUUUUUGUAUUGACCAUGCCAGUUGUUCGAGAGUGCAUGCCGCAUUUGUUUACCACAAACAUUUGAACAGAGCUUUUUUAGUCGACUUAGGCAGCACUCAUGGGACAUUCAUUGGACAAAUGCGCUUGGAGCCCAACAAGCCAACACAGCUGCCUAUAGAUUCUAAUUUCCACUUUGGAGCUUCCACAAGAAAUUACAUAAUAAGAGAACGUCCAACGGGCAACUCUCGAGGUAUAAUGGAGGACCUGCCUAACACAGAACAAGAAGGUGCUCUGCUGGGUCUACCUGAGACACAAACUGAAUUAGAUAAUCUAACAGAAUUCAACACAGCCCACAACAGAAGAAUAUCUAUGUUGGGCAUAUCUACUGAUGAUGGUAGUGAUGUUAUGAAGCCUCCAACUGGCACGAAAAGAUCAGCGUCCAUGCCCGGUGGUAUAGCCAAGAAACAGAAACGCAAUGUCUCCUUCAAUGAGGAGGUGGACAUUAUCAAUCCAGAGGACAUUGACCCCACUAUCGGGCGGUUCAGGAACUUGGUCAAAUCUACCAUUGUGCCAAACCCUAAUAGUACUCCCAGGAAAUUGAAACUGCAAAGUGCUGAAGACAGUCAACAUCACCACUCACUGAGGCUGCAGGAGAUAUCAAGAGGAAACAACUUGUACUCCGACCUGCCCGCACCCAGCUCACACUUAAGUCUUAUUGGAGCUAGACUCGGCCUGUCGCUACCGAACCCCGCGCCCGAUGUGGAACUCGAAGGUCCCGAGCCGCACCUCAACAUACAUCCACCUCUACCACAUACAGCUCCAGAAGAGGCGGGUCCAUCGAGCGAGCCCCGCAAGAAGAAGUAUGCCAAAGAAGCAUGGCCGGGUCGGAAGCCUGGACUUAUACCCGGAGUAUGAGACUUACACUAAGCGUCUGAUCACACUGGUGGUUGCCUGGUCAGGUUUGAUUUAUGGUUCAGGUUUGUUAGCAUUCCUAUUAUAUCUAUUAGCACAAAAUUCCUACGAAAACUUAGAACUCAGUGUGGGCAGGAUUUUUUUAAAUUCAAUUACUAUCUUCUGUCUUUCAGUCUGUCUUCUUCAAUACAGUUUUGUAAUGAAUUCAUAGAAAUUACCGCAUAUGGCUUAUAAGAGUUAUACCUACAUGAAAACAAAUGUUUGUCUGAUAUAUAAUUUUAUUAUAACUUUCGUGAGACAUACCAUAUUAAUUAUUAUGUUAUCGGCUUACUCUGGCAUGGCUUGAAACUAGUCGAGUUCCUCGUCAAAACAUUACGUGAGUAAGCCAAUAACAUAAUAAUUAAUUUGUCUGAUAUGUUUCGUUUAAAUAUUAAACCUUCCUUUAAGCACCGCCAGUGAGAUUCGACACUUGUUACAUUUGUAGUGACGUAUGUUAUUAUAGUGAUUCCUAUUGUAUGAUGAUGGAUAUACAGAAUAUAGUAGAAAGAUAAAGUCAUAUAUGAUAUAGCAAGGAAAUUCUCAUACUUUUAUCUAGGCUUUCGUUAGGAAUACCUGUACCCUUAGUACGAGUUUGGUUUACGUUUAACGAAAACGAAACGAGACCGCGUUCGGUGCUCCAAUUGGCUAGCGCGAAUGAACCAACCAAUCAGAGCGCUGAACGCGGUCUCGUUGAACGUAAACAAACUCGUACUAAGGCCUCUUUUUUAUUUUAAUUUUUUUCUUAUUAAUAGUACCUAUCAAUUAUAAGUAAUUUAUAUUCGAUUUUUAUUACAAUAAUAUUGUGACCAUACCUUUCUAUUAGACUUUGUAUUAAAAGUAUAGUCAACGUCAAAAUGUCGAUGGUUUAGAUUAUGCCAAAAUAAUUGGAAAAAAAAAGAUUGCUAAUGCUUGUUGAUAUUGAAUAAAUAAUUAGUGAAAUAUAUAGAGAAAUAUAUUUAGCGCAAUGAUGACGGUGUCAAUUAAUCUUGUUAUUAGAAGGGAUUCAAGUCCAAUAGUUCGCUAGUACAAAAUUUGUUGACGUAAUGUUAGACAAGAGUCUACUUUUUAUCUGAAUAGUAAAUGGAGUUGAAUAUUUUUACAAGUAUUAGUAGUAUACUGAUAUUAAAAUAGUAUUGAAUAGUAUCCUCUGGUGUUGCGGUGGUCCAUGGGCCGCGCUGAUCGCUUACAUUCAGUUUACUCGUCUGUACCUAGUUGGCCCCCUAUUCCAUAACAAAAGAAAAAUUCUAAUACGUUUUUCUGCUACGGAUGGAAAAUCAUCACAUGACUCCGCCCGUCCUAGUGGGUUAGGCGUGAGGGUGUGACAAACACUUAUUGACUGAAAAUGUCCGAAACCACUCCUUUCCAGUUGCAUCUCUCUAUCGGAACCACGGUGGCCGUCACCUCUUUAUGAGCGGCCACCAUGCGGCGCCCUUAUGUGCGCCCAGUUUGCCUCAGGUAUAAUACAGCUCUGAGCAUCAUAACAACUCCGUAAUUGCAUGGUCUCCUGGUUACCGAAAUCAAUAAGAAAAUUUCAUGUUUGUUUCGUAUUUCUCUAGAUAUGAUAGGUACUAAUACUGUUGUGUUCUCUACUACAUUUUAAGAUGUUGUAUAUAAAAUAUGUAGUUAAAGAAAUAGGUUAUUGCUCAAAUAACUAUCUUUUUAAGUCGGUCAUUCAUAGAUGUUAAUACAAUAUUCUACUUUGUUGCUUAGGUAAUAAAGUGUUUUAUAUCAUGUCAUUUAGAUGCAUUUGGUCUUCCUUUCACGAUUAAGAUUAAGGGUGCUUUUGCACUAGAGAUGUGCUAUGUUACGUUGCUGUGGUCGCGUUUGGUUUCCACCAAUCAUAUUCAUUGGUACUGGUGGAAACGGACUCAGCUAAGCUAUGUUUUUUUAUAUAGAAAGAUGCGUGUUAUGGAUCGCUCCUCUACUAUCGAUAAAUCGCAUACUCGAGCUGCACAUCUUCCUUGCACAGCUACAUAGUUUAGUAUAGGUGGAAACGGUCACGUAGUUUCACAGCUUAGCUAUAACAUCUUCAUAGAACAUCUCUGGUGGAAAAAAGCACCCUUAUGAUUGUGUAAAAAUUAUAAUGCUCUAAGUACCGUCCACCUUAAUCUAUGAGCGCUUUUGUACAUCCGCGCUUUAUGUAGUACGUUAUAGUAAAGAAAAUAUUAAUUGAACAUACGUAAUGCAAUCCUUCGCCUCGGCAUUAUGUGCUAAAAUUGACUAUAAAUAUAUAGCUUCUUAAGUGUAUUAGAUUUCAUAAAUUUUUACAAACAUAAUAGAGAUAGAGAUGGGCAAUUUUUCAGUUAAAUAUUUCAAAAUUUAUAAAUGCUGAGUAAAAUAUUUAUUAUUAACAACUUAUUUCAAUCAUUUAACGAUCAAUAACACCAAAAAUAAAUAAUUAAUGUCAAAAUUUGUGGAUAUUAAUCCACUUUUUUGAACGAUAAAUACUCGAGUAAAAAUAAUAAAUACUUAGCAUUUACUUGAUAUUUAUCCGAAAAAUCACCCAUCUAUAGUUAUAGCUAAAAUAGCAUCGAAAUUGGUUGUUAUAUGUCUAGUAAUUAUACCUGAAUGUACAUAUAUUCCACGUCUUAAGUGACUAUAAUAAUAUAGCUCUAUCUCUUUCGCACUUCUUUACCAUGAAGAUGACGUCAUAAUUAUGUUAUAUUGGGCAUUUCUUGUUCCCUUAUUUGACAGCUAACUGUUAUAGAUUGAAAUAGUUAUUAGUAGAAUUUGCUUGUUAUUUUAUAUGUUACUUAGAAUACUCUUUUAAGGUAAGCGUCAACAGGCCCGCAUCGUACGCACCGAACGCAACGGAUUUUAGUUAGUCUUGUAUAGAAACUCAUACAACUGCGUCCAAUGAACCGCAUCGUACGGACAGCAUCAUAGGCAAUGCCUAAAUGCGAUGCGUACUGAUGACGUCAUACGGAAUGCGUAUGAUGCGGGCCUAUGGACGCUUACCUUUAAUCAUCCUUCAGCUAGCUGAUUAUUUGAAAGCUUUUAAUCAAAUACACCUACUAAUUAAGGAAAGCUAUGAUUAGAUAGGGAAAUUGUAAUAAAAUCAUUACUAAAUGUUAUGAAAACAAAAGCGAGUUUAUUGCCCUUUUAUGCUUAAACUGCUGAACCGAAUUAAAUGAAUCUUGGUUCCGAGAUAGAUGGCUAAAAACCAAUGAAGUCACAAGUAAAAGCUUAUUUAAGCCUUAAAUAUUAAAUGAGUAUGUUGAAUAUUUUUAUUCAAUACAAAUGGCAUAUAUUAUUAUGUGUUGUCAUAAUUUUGGCGUUGACUGUACUUUGGAUGUCAUAAAUAGUAAUCACAUUGUUUUACUCCUAUAAAGUACAUUGUAUGUAAUGUAUUCAUUAGUUUUAGUUACUUUUAAGAAAAUUGUGAAUGAUGGAUGAAAUAUAAGAGUCAAUAAUAA